GGUUCUUCUCCAAAGGGUGCCCCUGGAGGAAGAAGAGGGGGGGUUAGGCAGGGCGAGGCCGCCGCGGUCGUAAUCUGGGUCACGGCUGCUCCAGCUCGGAGGAGAGGCGGCUCUCCCGGCGACCCUCCUCGCGCGGGCGCCCCUGCCAUUCCCGGGAACAGGGGCUCAGCCUCCCCCUCCCUGGAAGAGGACGUUGUUGGGGGUUUGGAAGAGCAGGGGUGGGCUUAGAGAGCUUCCAAAUAAGCUAUUGGCAGGAGUAUCCCUGCAGCGGGUGAAUGCCGAGGGGCGUUUGCUCAAAUUUGGGGAGGGGAAGGAUUUGUGGAUAUAGGUGUCUGUUGUUGGUCUCUGUCUAGAGAAAGGCUUUUUUUUAUUUGCAAAGUUUUCUAAAUCCCCUGCUAUCAUCUGCACUCCUGAGGUUGCAUUUUUAUAAAGGGGGUAGAAGGUACUCCAAAUACCAUACCCGGUAGCUGGGUCGGAGAGCCCGGGGCUUCCCCUGAGCAGCCGGCCCCACACCGCUGCGAGUGCGGUUAUCUGCGUGCUCGUGAGAGCUAGAAUUCUGCAGCCAGGAACAGCCCCCUCCCCCAGGCAGUGCCUUGUGUGAAUGAAAUGGCAGUUUCCAAAGUUGCGGAGCCACGCCACCACCCCCUGCAUCUGCAUGCCCCCUCCCACCCCCUGUCGUAGACAGCUUGUACACAAAAGGAGGGAGGGAGGGAGGGAGCGAGAGGCACAACUUCCUCCACCUUCGGGAGCGGUGGGCAGAGUGGGUGCUUGGAAGGAAGAUUGGGGAACCUGGUUAGAGGGGGAGCCCAUUGCCUAUCCCCUCGGUCUGCUCCGUUUGCCCACCCUCUCUGGUGUGUCUGUCGGUUGCAGUGUUGGAGGUCGGCGCCGGCCCCCGCCUUCCGCGCCCCCCACGGGAAGGAAGCACCCCCGGUAUUAAAACGAGCGGGGCGGAAAGAAGCCCUCAGUCGCCGGCCGGGAGGCGAGCCGAUGCCGAGCUGCUCCGCGUCCACCAUGCCGGGCAUGAUCUGCAAGAACCCAGACCUCGAGUUUGACUCGCUGCAGCCCUGCUUCUACCCGGACGAAGAUGACUUCUACUUCGGCGGCCCCGACUCGACCCCCCCGGGGGAGGACAUCUGGAAGAAGUUUGAGCUGCUGCCCACGCCCCCGCUGUCGCCCAGCCGUGGCUUCGCGGAGCACAGCUCCGAGCCCCCGAGCUGGGUCACGGAGAUGCUGCUUGAGAACGAGCUGUGGGGCAGCCCGGCCGAGGAGGACGCGUUCGGCCUGGGGGGACUGGGUGGCCUCACCCCCAACCCGGUCAUCCUCCAGGACUGCAUGUGGAGCGGCUUCUCUGCCCGCGAGAAGCUGGAGCGCGCGGUGAGCGAGAAGCUGCAGCACGGCCGCGGGCCGCCGACCGCCGGUUCCACCGCCCAGUCCCCGGGAGCCGGCGCCGCCAGCCCUGCGGGUCGCGGGCACGGCGGGGCUGCGGGAGCCGGCCGCGCCGGGGCCGCCCUGCCCGCCGAGCUCGCCCACCCGGCCGCCGAGUGCGUGGAUCCCGCCGUGGUCUUCCCCUUUCCCGUGAACAAGCGCGAGCCGGCGCCAGUGCCCGCAGCCCCGGCCAGUGCCCCGGCGGCGGGCCCUGCGGUCGCCUCGGGGGCGGGUAUCGCCGCCCCAGCCGGGGCCCCGGGGGUCGCCCCUCCGCGCCCAGGCGGCCGCCAGACGAGCGGCGGCGACCACAAGGCCCUCAGUACCUCCGGAGAGGACACCCUGAGCGAUUCAGAUGAUGAAGAUGAUGAAGAGGAAGAUGAAGAGGAGGAAAUUGAUGUGGUCACUGUGGAGAAGCGGCGUUCCUCCUCCAACACCAAGGCUGUCACCACAUUCACCAUCACUGUGCGUCCCAAGAAUGCAGCCCUGGGUCCCGGGAGGGCUCAGUCCAGCGAGUUGAUCCUCAAACGAUGCCUUCCCAUCCACCAGCAGCACAACUAUGCCGCCCCAUCUCCCUACGUGGAGAGUGAGGAUGCGCCCCCACAGAAGAAAAUAAAGAGCGAGGCGUCCCCACGUCCGCUCAAGAGUGUCAUCCCCCCAAAGGCUAAGAGCUUGAGCCCCCGAAACUCUGACUCGGAGGACAGUGAGCGUCGCAGGAACCACAACAUCCUGGAACGCCAGCGCCGCAACGACCUUCGGUCCAGCUUUCUCACGCUCAGGGACCACGUGCCGGAGCUGGUAAAGAAUGAGAAGGCCGCCAAGGUGGUCAUUUUGAAAAAGGCCACCGAGUAUGUCCACUCCCUCCAGGCCGAGGAGCACCAGCUUUUGCUGGAAAAGGAAAAAUUGCAGGCAAGACAGCAGCAGUUGCUAAAGAAAAUUGAACACGCUCGGACUUGCUAGACGCUUCUCAAAACUGGACAGUCACUGCCACUUUGCACAUUUUGAUUUUUUUUUUUUAAACAAACAUUGUGUUGACAUUAAGAAUGUUGGUUUACUUUCAAAUCGGUCCCCUGUCGAGUUCGGCUCUGGGUGGGCAGCAGGACCACCAGUGUGGGGUUCUGCUGGGACCUUGGAGAGCCUGCAUCCCAGGAUGCUGGGUGACCCUGCAGCCUCCUCCACCUCACCUCCAUGACAGCAGUAAAAGUUGGUGACGGUUGGGAGCCUCUGGGGCUGUUGAAGUCACCUUAUGUGUUCCAAGUUUCCAAACAACAGAAAGUCAUUCCUUCUUUUUAAAAUGGUGCUUAAGUUCCAGCAGAUGCCACAUAAGGGGUUUGCCAUUUGAUACCCCUGGGGAACAUUUCUGUAAAUACCAUUGACACAUCCGCCUUUUGUAUACAUCCUGGGUAAUGAGAGGUGGCUUUUGUGGCCAGUAUUAGACUGGAAGUUCAUACCUAAGUACUGUAAUAAUACCUCAAUGUUUGAGGAGCAUGUUUUGUAUACAAAUAUAUUGUUAAUCUCUGUUAUGUACUGUACUAAUUCUUACACUGCCUGUAUACUUUAGUAUGACGCUGAUACAUAACUAAAUUUGAUACUUAUAUUUUCGUAUGAAAAUGAGUUGUGAAAGUUUUGAGUAGAUAUUACUUUAUCACUUUUUGAACUAAGAAACUUUUGUAAAGAAAUUUACUAUAUAUAUAUGCCUUUUUCCUAGCCUGUUUCUUCCUGUUAAUGUAUUUGUUCAUGUUUGGUGCAUAGAACUGGGUAAAUGCAAAGUUCUGUGUUUAAUUUCUUCAAAAUGUAUAUAUUUAGUGCUGCAUCUUAUAGCACUUUGAAAUACCUCAUGUUUAUGAAAAUAAA
Pongo pygmaeus (Bornean orangutan) is the source of this 3276-nucleotide messenger RNA. It is a transcript of the gene MYCN, whose product is annotated as MYCN proto-oncogene, bHLH transcription factor. Gene Ontology annotation, biological process: regulation of DNA-templated transcription. The coding region runs from base 988 to 2382 and encodes 464 amino acids. Lineage: Eukaryota; Metazoa; Chordata; Mammalia; Primates; Hominidae. Gene Ontology annotation, molecular function: protein dimerization activity; DNA-binding transcription factor activity. The record is from RefSeq and is a predicted model, not a curated record. The transcript has 2 exons.